Capsella rubella is the source of this 519-nucleotide messenger RNA. Its product is annotated as precursor of CEP6. Gene Ontology annotation, cellular component: extracellular region. Gene Ontology annotation, biological process: nitrate import; regulation of leaf morphogenesis; root development. Gene Ontology annotation, molecular function: hormone activity. The record is from RefSeq and is a predicted model, not a curated record. Lineage: Eukaryota; Viridiplantae; Streptophyta; Magnoliopsida; Brassicales; Brassicaceae.
AUGAAGCUCUCAAUUUAUAUCAUUCUUAGUAUUCUCUCAGUUUCAAUGAUGUUUAAUAACAUACAGUUUACCGACGCAAGACAGCUGCGGGAAUCAAACGAUCAUCAAGAUCACCAUUUCACAGUCGGGAACACUGAUGAUUUUGCACCUACUUCUCCGGGUAACAGCCCAGGUAUUGGUCAUAAGACGAAGGAGAAUAAAGAAAAUGUUGAAGACUUUAAAGGUGGUUUCCAUAAACCUACGACUCCAGGACAUAGUCAAGGCGUUGGACAUUCUACCAAGAACAAUAAUGAGCCUAAUGCGAAGAAAAGCUUGGCACUACUACUAAUAGUGCUGGCUUUCAUUCAAGAAUCUCACAUCGUUGAAGGUCGACCUUUGAAUUCAUCGGGAAUCUCUGAUAUCUCGAAGAAACUUGGUGGCCAUAACUCAAAUCUGUCGAGCAAGUUAACGACGGAAGAUCAUUCAUUGGAUGCGUUUCGGCCUACCAAACCCGGGAACAGUCCAGGAAUUGGUCACUAG